UGAUGGAUAAUGGGGCCGCUGGCACCGUGUUAUUACUCCGACUCCAGCUCUCCACGGCCCCCGGCGCUCUGCAUACCUCUCCGGGUCGCGCAGAGCCGGGGAGGCGCUCCGAGAGGCCCCGGCCAGCUGCGGUGGGUGUGUGCUGUUUCCUGCAUAUAAGCGCCGGCUGCUCGUGCUACAGUUUGCGGAGUUUGGCUGCACGUUCACUGACAGCAUGGCGACCAGAAAGGAGGCACCCCUAGGCUCCAUCGAGAACCCGAUCAAAUUCGGCGAUCAGGACUUCAAGACCCUGCUGGAGGAGUGUCUGAAAUCCGGAGAACUGUUUGCUGAUCCGAUCUUCCCACCUGAGCAGAAGUCCAUCGGUAUGCCGGAAGAUCCUGAUCCAGAGAGGGCGAUCAAGUGGCAGCGACCCAAGGAAAUCCAUGAUAACGCUGUGUUUGUGGAGGGCACAACUGGAACCACAGACAUCUGUCAGGGCCAACUGGGUAACUGUUGGCUGUUGGCAGCCCUCUCCUGUCUCACCAUGCACCCCAAACUCUUUGUGAAGGUGGUGCCGCCUAACCAAAGUCUGUCCAAAUCAUACGCAGGGAUAUUUCACUUUAGGUUCUGGCAGUAUGGUGAGUGGGUGGAGGUGGUUGUGGAUGACAGGCUGCCGGUACGCCAAGGCCGUCUGCUCUUCAGCUACUCUCACACCCGCCACGAGUAUUGGAGCGCCCUGGUGGAGAAGGCCUAUGCCAAGUUAGUUGGAUGCUACGGAAGCCUGAAGGGAGGCAACAUCUCAGAGGGAAUGGAGGAUUUCACAGGAGGCAUCGCAUACUCGCUGCAGGUCUCAUCUCGUACCCCUCGAGUCCUCUGGAGGUCUCUGACAGCCGCUCUGUCCCGAGGCAGCCUGCUCAGCUGCUUCAUAGAGGCCGCCAACUACAGUGAGGUUGGCAAAGUGACAGGAAAUGGGCUUGUAAAGGGUCAUGCUUACGCCAUCACCGACACCGACAAGGUGAAGAAAGCGUCGGAGGAGAUUUUGUUGCUGAGGCUGAGGAACCCCUGGGGUUUUGUCGAGUAUCGCGGACCGUGGAGUGACAAGGGUAAAGAGUGGGAUGACGUGGACAAAGCAGAGAAGCAAAGGAUUGAGCUGAAAAAGAGAGAAGAUGGAGAGUUCUGGAUCAGCGCUGCGGACUUCAGCAGCCUGUUUGACAUCGUUGAGCUCUGCAGUGUGAAUCCUGAUACUCUUGUGGAGGGAAACACACCUUCCUCUGCUCCCUCUCCCGCCUCCACCUGGACCAUCAGUGAACAUGAAGGAUUCUGGGUGUCGGGGAGCUCUGCUGGUGGCAGCCGCAGAUACCACCGAUCCUUCUGGAAGAAUCCUCAGUUCCAGCUGGUUCUCACAGAGCAGGACCAGCCAGAAGAAGACGAUGAGGAUGAUGAAGAUGAUGAAGAUGACGAGGACGAUGAGCCGAUGACCCCAGAGGAGAAGAGGAGAGCAGAGAAACAGAAGCAGAAAGCCAAACAGUGCACUGUGCUGGUGGAGCUGCAGCAGAAAAACCGCAGGAAGAAGGAUAAAGUCCACUUCCUCUACAUGGGCUUCCACAUCUACAAGGUUCCUCCUGAGCUCCAGGGUGUGUGUCUGAGCCGCAACUUCUUCUUGAAAAAUCGCCCUGUGGGUCGCUCCGGGAAAUAUAGAGCUCAGAGGGCUGUGUGGAGGAAGCUGCAUCUGGACCCAGGUAACUACAUCAUCGUGGCGUCCACCUAUCGACCCAACCAGCCUGGAGAGCUCUUCAUCCGCAUUUUCUCCAAGACUGGAAACACUCUCGGGUCUCAGGACUUUACCUGCUCCUCUGUCUUCCUCCCUGUGAUGGCAACUCCUGUCUCCCGAGAGGAUGAAGUGAGAGUUAGGAAGACUUUUGAUGAGGCGGCAGGCCCAGAUGACAGACUGAAUGCCAGGGAGCUCAUGAAGCUGUUGAAUACAGUUCUCGACAAAGAUUACCAUCUGCCGCUGGAGACGUGCAGACAGCUCAUCUUUGGAGAGGAUACUAAAGGGCGCUCAAGUCUCAACCACAAACAAACGGAAACCCUGCUGUCCAGUCUGCGCCAUCUGCAGUCCAUCUUUUUCCAGUUCGAUGAAGACUCUUCUGGGACCAUGAGCCCCUUUGAGCUCACAACAGCGCUGCAAGCUGUUGGGAUGCAGUGUGAUAAUAAGGUCACUGAGCUGCUGUGUGAGCGCUUUGCAUCUGGAGAGCGUCAAAUGCCCUUCCAUGGCUUUGUGUCAUGUUUCACCAGGAUGAAGAAGCUUUUUGCGCUUUAUGAAUCAGAGACUCAAGAGGUGAAAGACAGAGGGAUCAACUUUUGGCUGCUUAAGUUCCUGACAGUGUGAAGACGCUUCAUGAGGAGGGUCUCCACAUGAGACCCAGCAGAACCACAACACAGACAACAAAUAUAAACUGUAUUUUAAAACUGUUGCUUCAUGUGCGCCUUAAUGCAGUGCAACAGUAGUGGCUCAGUCCCUGCUUUGCUGUGUUUUUAUUCAUCUCCGUUCUCAUACCUCCUGUUAUGUCCUUGAUUCACUGUUGGUUCAAGGCUCAGCCUUUUAUGUCAUUAUACAAUACAAGAUUGUACGGCAAAACCGAAGCUGUAGCCCCGCCCACACUUUUCACAGAGACAGAGUAAAAAUUAGAAUAGAGUAAAACAAUAAAACAGAACAAAGUUUUGCAAGUCUCAAGUCUUUGUACUCACGUCCCCAUUCAAGUGCCAGGUCAAGACUGACAAGGUUUAAAAAUUGUUUGUUAUAGCAAGUUUGUUUAAAAGUCAUUUAGUUGUUAAGCUAACGUAAAGAAAGCAUUAGUUCGCUAUAUAUGUUGAUUAUAGCCUCGACUGGUUGUUGCAUCUCCAUCUGUAAAUUUCGACCUGCACGUUUUAACAAAAUUGUCUUAGGCAUCAUUUCUUCCAACUCGUGAUCAGUAACAUAUCAUUAGUUAGUGGUUCUCUCCUGCAACUUGAUUGGACGCUGUCUGAUUGGUUCAUUUAAGUGGAUCAUUUUGGCCAUUAAAUGUUGACUUGCUGCUAAUAAGAAGUGUUAACGUGAGCUGAUUCAGGAAAUGAAGGGAAAUUAACGUGGCCCCCAGAAAAGCUUCUCUCAGUCAGCCCAUUCAAAUUCCCAAGUCUUCAAAUACUGCCACUUUUGCAGUUAUUUUGUCAGAAAAUGUAGAAAAAUGUAGAAUGUAGUGUUCACUUUCCAUCUGAAUGAGAUGUUUUUUUUCUACACCUGACCAUUGCCUCCUUUUCCUAAACCUAAAAAUCCGUGCGUUUGUUGAUGUCCCGGAGUUGGUUGUCCUGUGCUGUUGUUGCCGAAACAUAACAAUGUGCCGGAAGUCCACAGCAAAGCGGCAAUAUGACUUGGGAUGAGAGUGUGUUGGCUCAGUCUUGUCGCCAAUUUUUCCCAGUGGCCACUAGUGGAAUUGCAGAGAAAAACUCCCUUGCAGCCCAAAAAGCAUUUUCCCUGUAGGCUGCCAUUAUAGAAGAGACAGCUGUAAAGCUGUUGACAGGACACCUCAAAGUGCAAACAAGGUCAAUUAUGACUCUUUCUACUCUGAAUUUUUAAUCCAUGGUAGUUUUAUAUUUGUGAAACUUUACUGGAGCAAAGUGAUUUAAAAUCUGUGACAUCAUCACAAUAUAAAGUCUAUGAGCCGAGUGGGAACUCACAGGUGGGGCCAGUGGGAGAAACACGCCUGUGCAUAUUCAGUGGGCUGCAUGUCAGAGAAGUUAACUGGAAGCUAAAACACUUUUCUGGCGUAUGCUCCAGGCGAGCAGCUCCAUUAUAACGAAUAGGCUCCAUCUUUGGCCCAGCAUCUAGGUAUUAUUAAAUUCUGUGAAAUUAACUGAUUAGUGGCAGAGUUUUUAAAUAACAUUUUAAUCUUUGGGUUUGGGGAAAAGUAUCUAGUAUUUUCAAGUGAAAAAGGCUCAAGUCAAAGUGAAGUCACGAGUCAUAGAUGUUAAAGGUCCAAGUCCUUUUUUUGUGAGACUUUUUGCGAGUCUAAAGUAAUCAGAUUUGUGAGUUGGUGUAUAAUAUACUGUAUAAUAUACAAUAUGCAACAACAUCAUUUAAUUGUUAGUUAUUCCACAUUGUAAUAAAAUUGAUUUCAUAAUUAUA
Molecule: messenger RNA, 4141 nt
Organism: Plectropomus leopardus (leopard coralgrouper)
Lineage: Eukaryota; Metazoa; Chordata; Actinopteri; Perciformes; Serranidae
Gene: capn12
Product: calpain 12
Biological process (GO): proteolysis; negative regulation of apoptotic process
Cellular component (GO): cytoplasm
Molecular function (GO): calcium ion binding; calcium-dependent cysteine-type endopeptidase activity
Source: RefSeq, a predicted model, not a curated record